Quercus lobata is the source of this 2013-nucleotide messenger RNA. Its product is annotated as putative receptor-like protein kinase At4g00960. Gene Ontology annotation, cellular component: plasma membrane. Gene Ontology annotation, biological process: protein phosphorylation. NCBI's taxonomy places the organism in Eukaryota, Viridiplantae, Streptophyta, Magnoliopsida, Fagales, Fagaceae. The coding region runs from base 1 to 2013 and encodes 670 amino acids. The record is from RefSeq and is a predicted model, not a curated record. The transcript is spliced from 7 exons. Gene Ontology annotation, molecular function: ATP binding; protein serine/threonine kinase activity.
AUGGCAAUGGUUUCCUCAAGAAUAUUGUUCUUCCUCUCUGCCAUUUUGAUGCUCAUUGUUCAUGCCAUGGGGCAGCUGGCAUACUCCCAAUCUUAUAAUUGUAGUAACAGUUAUGGUAACUACACAAGUAACAGUAUCUACGAGACAAACCUCAACCAACUCCUCUCCUCCCUCUACUCCAACACCACAAUUGAUUUUGGGUUCUACAAAUCCUCUUAUGGCCAAAACUCUGACCAAGUAUAUGGGAUUGGACUUUGUAGAGGAGAUGUUACGCCAGAUGACUGUCGUGAGUGCCUCAAGAACUCUUCCAGUCUUCUCACACAGCUCUGUCCCAAUCAAAAGGAGGCAAUAGUGCGGUGCGUCCAUUGUAUGUUACGUUACUCAAACAGCUCCAUUUUUGGAAUCAUGGAAACUAAUCCAGGUUACCAUAUUUUGAACUUGGAAAACGUAUCUGCCAAUUACGUGGCUCAGUUCAAUGAUGAUCUCAAUAUCUUGUUGAAUAACCUAACAAAUGAAGCUGCAGCAGGUGGUUCUCUUCGCAAGUAUGCUGCAGGAAGUGCAAUCGCAACAGACUUUAUGAGAUUAUAUGCACUUGUGCAGUGCACGCCUGAUUUGUCUGAGCAAGACUGCAAUAAUUGCUUACUUGCCGCUAUUGCAUAUGUUCCACAAUGUUGUGCUGGGAAGGUAGGUGGGAGUGUACUUCUACCCAGCUGUAAUAUCAGGUUUCAGGUCUACUCUUUCUUUAACUCUACUGCAGCUCCACCAUCAACCAAUGCCACUACUUCUCCACCAUCAACCAAUACCACUACUUCAAAAGUGAAUGGGAGCAACACCUCCCAAACUGUCAUCAUUAUAGUUGUGGCAUCUGUUGCCUUUGUCGUACUAACCAUCUCCAUCUGCAUCUGCGUCUAUUUAAGAGUGAGGAGGCCAAGGGAGAAAGAAGAAACAAUAACUUGUUCCUUGUGUAAAGAAGUUGAUGAUGAAUUUCGAAGCGUGGAAUCCUUGCAAUUCGACUUUAGCACUAUCAGAGUUGCAACAAAUGACUUUUCUGAAGCAAAUAAGCUUGGACAGGGUGGAUUUGGUGUUGUUUACAAGGGUAUGCUCUAUAAUGGAGAAGAAAUUGCGGCUAAAAGGCUGUCAACAAAUUCUGGACAAGGAGAUCUAGAAUUUACGAAUGAGGUUCUAUUGGUUGCCAAACUUCAACACCGAAAUUUAGUUAGACUCUUAGGGUUUUGCAUGGAAAGAAAUGAAAGACUUUUGAUAUAUGAGUUUGUGCCAAAUACAAGCCUUGAUCACUUCCUUUUUGAUCCUAUCAAUCAUGUACAUUUGAAUUGGGAAAAUCGUUACAAAAUCAUAGGAGGUAUUGCUCGAGGGCUUCUCUACCUUCAUGAAGAUUCGCGACUUCGAAUUAUUCAUCGUGAUCUUAAAGCUAGCAACAUACUUUUAGAUGAAGAAAUGAAUCCCAAGAUUUCAGAUUUUGGCAUGGCAAAAUUGUUUUUAUUGGAUCAAACUCAAGCGAAUACAAGUAGAAUUGUAGGGACCUAUGGAUAUAUGGCUCCGGAAUAUGCAAUGCAUGGACAAUUUUCAGUGAAGUCUGAUGUAUUUAGUUUUGGUGUGUUAGUAUUGGAAAUAGUGAGUGGACAGAGGAACAAUUGUUUUCGAAAUGGAGAGAAUGUGGAAGACCUUCUAAGCUAUGCAUGGAAAAAUUGGAGGGAGGGAACUGCUUCACAUAUUAUAGACCCCACAUUGAGACAUAACCCAAUAACUGAAAUAAUGAGAUGCAUCCACAUUGGUUUACUAUGUAUUCAAGAAAGUGUAACUGAUAGGCCAACCAUGGCUAUGAUUGUUCUUAUGCUUAAUAGCUACUCUAUCACUCCUCCGGUACCAUCACAACCUGCAUUCUUUAUGCACAAAAACAUUGAAUCAGACAUCUCAAAGUCGGAUCAUUCAAAAGGCAGCUAUGUCCAACUCUCAGCAAAUGAGGAUACAAUUACUGAGCUAGAUCCUCGUUAG